AUGGUUAAAUACAUAAGAUCCCUGCUCGGCGACCUGCCAAUGGUACUGGACAAGACAUUUAUGAUCUCCAUCGAUUCUGAAAAAAGGUCCAAGCAGACAUUUUUCACAAUAUGCAACGCGGUGAUGACCACAGCAUGCGUGGGUUCGAUGUACUUCUUAGGAUUGGAGAAGAGUUUGGAAGGUGCCGCUAUUUUCUCGGCUCUGUCGACGACUAUAUCAGUGAAGCAGCUCAUCUAUUUCUUCAGGCAGGCUCAAAUCAAGAAGUUGUUGAGCAUACUUAGAAGGUUGCAGAAGCAUCACAAAGAAACCUGGGAGAAGGAAAUGUUCGAAGCUGGCUCCUUAGAUACUUGGAAUGCAGUCCAUACAUUCUGCUUGACUUUACUGUGUUACCUAAUGUUGUUUCUGGUACUGUCGGCCGUUUUGGACUUCACAAUCGGCAACAUCUUUCCUAAGGCACCAUCCCUGCUGGUGCAGCUACCUGGCCAAGGCAUCAUAGACUUCUUUGAGCCUCGGACCUUCCAGUGGUUAGUUGUUGCCACUCUCUUCCUAAUGUGGGCUUUUGAAGCAAUGGUCAUUCACAUCGGAACGGAAUCGCUCACUUUCGUACCCAUCAUGUACGUAAAGAUAGAAUUGGAAAUACUCAGGCGUAAGCUAUCACUAGCCCAAGAAGAUUUAACAAGAAGAAGUAACAAUAUAAAAGCACAUCAAUUAUUAACUGAUAUAAUUUUACACCAUCAAAGAACGUUAGAGUAA
Molecule: messenger RNA, 753 nt
Organism: Nezara viridula (southern green stink bug)
Lineage: Eukaryota; Metazoa; Arthropoda; Insecta; Hemiptera; Pentatomidae
Source: the annotation of a GenBank genome assembly